AUGGUCGAAAUCGAUAGAGGAAGACCCGAUAGAAUGAGUUCAACAGAGACAUCGGUAGAUAGCAAUGAGUCACGUCCCAAGCGCACAAAAAGAAGCAGUUCUGUAGAUUAUAGUCAAGGUCUAUCAGUGCAAACUGACAUCAGAAACGGUAGUACAGAUACAACUGAUAAGGAAAAGAAUAGUAUAAACUAUAUACAGCUAGAUGGCAAAAAGGUAGAGCUUGAAGUUAUAAGCAGUAGUUCAAGUGAUAAUAGUGACAACUCUGAUGGUGAAGAUAGUUCAGCAAUUGAAGAGACAGCUUUCACCAAUGCAACUAACGAUAAUAAUUAUGAAAAUAGUGACAAUUCUGAGGAUGAAGAUGGUGAUAGUGAUAUCAGUGAACUCGAGUUCGAACAACCAACAUCACCGGAAGAUGACAUAGGUCUUGAUUUAUUCAACAAAGAGGCGGUUAUACCACCGCUAUCAGAAAUACGUAUCACCAAAAAAGUCUCCUCUCAAGUACGUAAAUACUUAAAGACCGAAGGGCAUGGUAAAUUUUUGGAUCUUUUUUUACCUCCAGGGCCGACUCCUGAUGAUAUAUUUACUUUGGUCAAACUAUUGGGAUUUCAACCACCAAAAAUAAGAGGCUUAAGGACUUUACCGUCCGAUGUCAUAUUACGUGCAUCUAUAACAUGCUUGAAGAAUGCCAUCAACAAAGUUAUAAGAACACGAACAAGAUUACCCGAUUUCCAUGAAAUCAAACACGUAGUUGAUGCAUUAAGUAAGGCAGAAAACAUUAUUAUUCUAACAGGUGCAGGCAUUUCAACGUCAUUAGGUAUACCGGAUUUUCGGUCAUCACAAGGUUUCUAUUCUAAAAUGAGAAAUUUAGGUCUUGAUGAUCCACAAGAGGUUUUUUCGUUGGAUGUUUUCAGGCGUGAUCCUUCAAUUUUCUAUUCAAUUGCAUAUAUGAUUUUACCCCCAGAGGAUUCAUCGACGCCAUUACAUGCUUUCAUCAAAUUAUUACAAGACAAAGGGAAACUUUUGAGAAAUUACACACAGAAUAUUGAUAAUUUAGAAGGCAAUGUAGGGGUUUUACCAGAGAAGUUGGUCCAAUGCCACGGAUCCUUUGCAACUGCAAGCUGUAUUACAUGCAAAUAUAACAUCCCGGGGGAAACUCUAUAUCCAAAUUUAAGAUCAAAGAAGAUAGCCUAUUGUCCUUUCUGUGAAUCCGAAAGGAAAGCACUCUUGAAAAAAUUUGAAAAACACGAAGAUGAAGGGUUGGGCUAUUCUUCCAGAUUUCAAUAUGUCAAAUCAUUUGGUGUAAUGAAGCCAGAUAUUACUUUUUUUGGUGAAAACCUACCUGAUAGAUAUCAUGAUACGAUCAAGGAAGAUAUAGAGAAAUGUGAUCUAUUAAUAACCAUAGGUACUUCAUUGAAAGUAGCUCCUGUUAGCGAGAUCGUGAAUAGAAUACCAGCUCAUGUCCCACAAAUUUUGAUUAAUCGAGAUCCAAUCAACCACUGUGAAUUUGAUGUUGAAUUUCUGGGUUACUGUGACCAGGCAAUCACAUGGAUUUGUGGAAAGACCGAUCUAAGUUGGGAGAUUCCUCACCCUAAGUACAAAGAGAUUCUCGAUUCUGGACUGGAACUGGAAGUUAUAGAUCAAGAGUACGGUAGAUAUAGAAUCACCGACGCAGACGAGCGAUUGAAGGAAAGACUAACAAAACUAGAGGAAACAAAGAAGUUGGACAUAGAAACACAAGGAGCUGUUAGGGAUGAAUAA
Messenger RNA from Pichia kudriavzevii, 1758 nucleotides. RefSeq lists its product as uncharacterized. Gene Ontology annotation, molecular function: NAD+ binding. The record is from RefSeq and is a predicted model, not a curated record. The transcript has a single exon. Lineage: Eukaryota; Fungi; Ascomycota; Pichiomycetes; Pichiales; Pichiaceae. Bases 1 to 1758 code for a protein of 585 amino acids.